Larimichthys crocea (large yellow croaker) is the source of this 5418-nucleotide messenger RNA. It is a transcript of the gene grin1a, whose product is annotated as glutamate receptor, ionotropic, N-methyl D-aspartate 1a. Gene Ontology annotation, molecular function: signaling receptor activity; ligand-gated monoatomic ion channel activity. The transcript has 23 exons. Gene Ontology annotation, cellular component: membrane. The record is from RefSeq and is a predicted model, not a curated record. Bases 569 to 3475 code for a protein of 968 amino acids. Gene Ontology annotation, biological process: monoatomic ion transport. Lineage: Eukaryota; Metazoa; Chordata; Actinopteri; Sciaenidae.
UGGGGAGCUGAUACGACGGGAGCGCGCAGUACCGCCGCGGCGCGCAUGCACAGCUGUCAGCACCAAGGACAGCAGCCGCUUCAGCCCGGAGCGACCAGCCAGCCAGCGACGCAUCGGUGUCCGCACAGAGCGCACGGUGCAGCGGCUGGAGGGAGCGACACUCACCCCGGAGAGAGUAAGACGCCUGGGAGUUUGAAAUGAUGAUUUGCGUGGUGGGUUUUUUUCGGGAGGUUUGAUCAGUUUUUCAGAGGAGAGAGAGAAAAAAGCUGGACAAUGCGGUUUGGUCGUCUCUGGUUGACAGCCUGCCCCUAAUAUGAUCAUGCACAUUCCUCCGCAUUGCACAUAAAUCCACCUCUUUUUUUUUUCAAUCUUCUUCUAUUUUCUUUUUCUUUUUUUUUCUUUUUUUUUUUGGCCUCCCUCCCUCGCUUCACACCACCCACCUGCAUCGCGGUCUGCAGUCGCGCAUUCAGCUGGUUGAGCCGUGCCGCUGUCCAGAAACUGGUCGAGCCGACCCGCUAAGGGGAAGAAAAGCGACCGGGCUGCACUGUUCUGUUUGGUGGUCCACACGAUGCGUCUGUUACUGUUGGCGGUGCUCUUCUCGUGCUCCUGCGCGCGGGCCGGCUGCGAGCCGAAAAUCGUGAACAUCGGAGCCGUCCUGAGCCAGAAGAGAUAUGAGCAGGUCUUCAAAGAUGCCGUGACACAAGCCAACCAGGUCUACGGCAGAGACAAAUUCAAGCUGACCGCCAUCUCCGUAACGCACAAACCCAACGCCAUCCAGAUGGCUCUCUCCGUCUGCGAGGACCUCAUCUCCAGUCAGGUCUAUGCUAUCCUGGUGAGUCACCCUCCACAGUCCAAUGACCACCUCACUCCAACGCCUGUCUCCUACACUGCAGGCUUCUACCGCAUCCCCGUGGUUGGACUCACCACUCGCAUGUCCAUCUACUCAGACAAGAGUAUCCACCUGUCCUUUCUGCGGACAGUCCCUCCAUAUUCCCAUCAGGCGCACGUAUGGUUCGACCUGAUGCGCGAGUUCAACUGGAACCACAUCAUCCUGAUAGUGAGCGACGACCACGAGGGGCGGGCUGCUCAAAAGAGGCUCGAGACCCUCUUGGAGGAGAGAGAAACAAAGAAUAAAAAAAGGAACUAUGAAAACCUCGACCAACUGUCCUAUGACAACAAGCGAGGACCUAAGGCAGAGAAAGUCCUCCAGUUCAGCCAGGAGACUAACUUAACUGCCCUGCUGCUGGAGGCGAAAGAGCUGGAGGCCCGAGUCAUCAUCCUUUCCGCCAGUGAGGAAGAUGCUGCUGCAGUGUACAAGGCUGCCCGUUUCCUCAACAUGACAGGCUCGGGAUACGUGUGGCUGGUGGGCGAGAGAGAGAUGUCGGGUAAAGCCCUGAGCGAGGCGCCAGACGGUCUGAUCGGCCUCCAGCUCAUCAACGGGAAAAACGAAUCAGCCCAUAUCAAUGAUGCAGUGGCUGUGGUGGCUCAGUCCAUCCAGGAGCUCUUUGAGAAGGAGAAUAUCACAGAACCCCCAAGAGGAUGUGUGGGCAACACCAACAUCUGGAAAACAGGGCCACUCUUUAAACGGGUGCUGAUGUCAUCUAAAUACCCAGAGGGCCUCACAGGACGCGUGGAGUUCAAUGACGACGGUGACAGGAAGUAUGCGCACUACAGUAUACUCAACUACCAGAAGAGUCGACUCAUUCAAGUCGGCAUAUACAAUGGAACACAGGUGGUAAUGAACAAUCAGCGGAAGAUCAUCUGGCCCGGAGGAGAGACUGAGAAACCACAGGGCUUCCAGAUGUCCACUCGAUUAAAGAUAGUGACGAUACACCAGGAGCCAUUUGUGUAUGUGAAACCCACUCAACCGGAUGGAACAUGCAAGGAGGAAAUGACAUUAAAUGGAGUCUUAAUUAAAAAGGUUAUCUGCACUGGGCCCAAUGAGACCAUCCCAGGUAACCUAUCAGGACGUCCCAUUGUACCCCAAUGUUGUUAUGGCUUCUGCAUUGAUCUCCUGAUCAAGUUGGCUAUGACCAUGAACUUUACCUAUGAGGUGCACCUGGUGGCUGAUGGGAAAUUCGGAACUCAAGAGCGGGUAAACAACAGUAACAAGAAAGAGUGGAAUGGCAUGAUGGGAGAGCUCCUGGGGGGCCUGGCUGACAUGAUUGUUGCCCCGCUGACUAUAAACAACGAACGAGCCCAGUACAUCGAGUUCUCCAAACCCUUUAAAUAUCAAGGUCUCACCAUCCUCGUUAAAAAGGAAAUCCCUCGCAGUACACUGGAUUCGUUCAUGCAGCCGUUCCAAAGCACGCUGUGGCUGCUGGUGGGUCUUUCGGUGCAUGUGGUGGCGGUGAUGCUUUACCUACUAGACCGGUUCAGCCCGUUUGGAAGAUUUAAAGUAAACAGUGAAGAAGAAGAAGAAGAUGCCCUCACCUUAUCAUCUGCUAUGUGGUUCUCCUGGGGAGUGUUGCUGAACUCUGGAAUAGGAGAAGGUGCGCCGCGCAGCUUCUCAGCGAGAAUCCUGGGUAUGGUGUGGGCCGGCUUUGCCAUGAUCAUUGUAGCUUCUUAUACUGCCAACCUGGCUGCCUUCCUGGUGUUGGACCGGCCUGAGGAGCGCAUCACCGGCAUCAAUGACCCAAGGCUGAGAAACCCAUCGGACAAGUUCAUCUACGCCACGGUGAAGCAAAGCUCCGUGGACAUCUACUUCCGGCGGCAGGUCGAGCUUAGCACCAUGUACCGCCACAUGGAGAAGCACAACUAUGAGAGUGCCGCCGAGGCUAUCCAGGCCGUGCGUGACAACAAGCUGCAUGCUUUCAUCUGGGACUCUGCGGUGCUGGAGUUUGAAGCCUCGCAGAAGUGCGACCUGGUGACCACGGGAGAGCUGUUUUUCCGUUCGGGCUUUGGCAUAGGCAUGCGCAAGGACAGCCCCUGGAAACAGAAUGUGUCCCUGGCCAUUCUCAGUUCUCAUGAGAACGGCUUCAUGGAAGACCUAGAUAAAACCUGGGUGAGAUACCAGGAGUGUGACUCAAGGAGCAAUGCCCCAGCCACACUCACCUUUGAAAACAUGGCAGGUGUCUUCAUGCUGGUGGCUGGAGGCAUAGCAGCAGGAAUCUUCCUUAUCUUUAUCGAAAUCGCCUAUAAGCGCCAUAAAGACGCCCGCAGGAAGCAGAUGCAGCUGGCCUUUGCGGCCGUCAAUGUCUGGAGGAAGAACCUGCAGGAGAGUAAGGAGGCCUCUGGAAGUCAAGCUGUGGCCGGGACCCCCUCAUUACCCUCUUCCUCUCUAGAGACUCAGGAUGAUAGGAAAAGUGGUAGAGCAGAGCCCGACCCCAAAAAGAAAGCCUCUUUUAGGUCCAUCAGUACCACCCUGGCCUCCAGCAUCAAGAGACGUAGGUCCUCCAAAGACACGCAGUACCCACCCACUGACAUCACGGGCCAACUCAACUUGUCUGACCCGUCUGUCAGCACUGUGGUGUAAAGAGAGGGAGACGCUGACGUUCGCUCCCAGAGGAGAGAGGAAACGAGACGAGGAGGGAGUGGAGGGGAGAGAGGAAGGGAGAAGAACUCAUCUCCACGGUCCCUUCGCCGUCGAAGCCGAAGCUUUCAUUUCACCGCCUGCCAACGGAGCUUUCGAGGAAAAACUUGCUUGCCGAAGGAGUGGCUGAAAAACACUGACCUUGCACCUUUUUUUUUUUUUUUUUUUUAGAAAAAAGUCAGGAUUACCUGGCGUUAGAUGUUUGUAGGGUCCCUGAGCAUGCACAGAAAAACCCAUCUGACUCACAUAUACAAUAUUUUCCUUCUGUAUGUUAUUAGCAAACUUAUUUAACCUUGUUUUUGUCAUUUUACUCACAGAAAUUUACUUAAUGUUUGAUGUUAACUACUUUCAAAUUUUCCUGACCAGCUGUAUAACUUUAGCACAGCCAGGUUUAGUUUGGUUAAGCAAAUGAAAUAAACUAGUUUUGGAACAUAUCACUUCCAAUUAGGGCUUAGAUACCAUAGUAAUAUCUAGUUUUUCUUAACAACAUAUACUGCAAUACAAUAUGUACUGUAAGCUUCAAUAGAUAUCAAGUUUUUUUUAAAUAGGAACUUUUAUCUACAAUGUUUUUAGAUAUUUCUUCCAAUGGGAUGCAUUAAUCAUGGCACUACUGAUGAGAAUAGGACUAAUGUUGUCUAUCAGUGAAGAAGAUGGAAGCAUGUGUGUGCUUGUAUGUGAAUAAGAGCUUUAUCUGUCUGAACGAUGAAACUGUUUUGAAGUCUGUACACCAGAUUCUGUAGUUGUAUUUUCCCCUUUGAUUUUCUAUUAAUAUGCCAAAUGCAUGUUUUUUCUUUCUUAGAGACAAUCUGUUAAGCUUUACCAUGUAGAGUAAGAGAUAAGUAAGUGAAUAUGUCAACUCAUACAUGAACUUGCAGUCUCUAAAGCUGAUGUUUUCACGUCCAAACAUGUUUGAGACACUCAAGCCGUAAGCCAUUUUGUGCUUGGGGACGCCCUCUCUCUUCCUCUCUCCUGCUGCAGCAGUCUUUCUCAUUUCCAGUCUCCGAGGGGUUGCAUCAAAGGGCCAGGUUUUUCACCCAACCAGCACUCGGUCUUUCAUGCAAAACUUCCUCCCCGCGUAGAGCCGGAGAUCUUUUACAGGAAGAAAUCCGAGUGACUUACCUGAGCGAGCUUGUGUGCAAGUCUUGGUUAGAUGCAAAAACAGGCCGUUUCCCAUUUUCUGGAGCUGAGAAACCACUGCUGUGUGUUGAAAAAACUAUUGCACCCUGCCUGGUGUCUGGCACUUCAUAGCACUUUAUGCUGAGGGGUCUCCCAAACUGUAAAAACUGAUUUACCAAGAAACUAUAGAACCACUACAACAUCAGACAUGUUACCUUCUCCACUUCAAGAUGUUUUAAUUUCACAAAUCUCUUUUUCAUUUUACUUUUUAUUUGAAAAAAAGUCUUUAUAAGGGAAAUAAUGACACUUUUUAACAAACACACAAAGUGCUAAAACAGAAUUUGGUUUCUAAACUUGUGCGUUUGUUUCUGAUCAUGUUCUCAUUCUGGCCUAUGCAUGCUUACGUGUUACUAUCAGUGCUUUGGUUUGUUUUCGGAUGCCUGUUGUUGCCGUGUACAGUUAGCUGAGCUGUGUGGAGCGCUUAAGUUGAAUGAAAUGUAAAUAGAGUCUUGUUCAUUGUUAGGUAGGGUUGAGGAGAUUGCACUGCGCUUGUAUUACGACUGCAACUGAGAAUGUUUUAAACUAUAGUUACACAGAUACACAUACACACACAAUUAUGAUACAUGAGCAUGCAUCAAAACACACACGAACACGUAAAACCCAUUAAGGGAGGUAUCACUUGUUUUCUUACCUUUUCCAGUAAUGAACUUGCAUUGAAUCAUCUUGUUUAUACAACUGUAAAUAAAAUAUACUUACAUUGCCAAAUCUAA